AUGAACACCUUUCAACCAACUCUCAAGCCCUUCAAAUGGAACCCUAAUCCCAAACCCACAACAAUCUUCUUCAACACCCAAAACCAAAUCGACCCAAAAACCCCACAAUCUUCAACCUCAUCAGCAGGAAAAAUCAAACGUACAGUUCUCACAAAAGAAGGCAGAACCAAAUUCGACAUUACUCCAGACAGAAACUUCUACACCUACCCAAGAUUCGUCACCCAUGUCGAUAACAACUUCAUUAAAACACUAACCAAUCUUUACAGAGAUAGAUUGAGCCCAGAUUUCGAAAUUCUUGACCUCAUGAGCUCAUGGGUUAGCCAUCUUCCUGAAAAUGUCAAAUACAAGAAAGUCAUCGGACAUGGACUGAACCCACAGGAGCUAGCCAAGAACCCGAGACUCGAUUACUUCGUUGUUAAAGAUCUAAACCAAGAUCAGAAAUUCGAAUUCGAAAGUGGUAGUUUUGAUGCUGUGUUAUGCACAGUUAGUGUUCAGUAUCUUGAACAGCCGGAGAAGGUUUUUGCGGAGGUGUUCCGGUUAUUGAGGCCCGGUGGUGUGUUUAUUGUGAGCUUUAGCAACCGGAUGUUCUAUGAAAAGGCGAUUGGUGCAUGGAGAGAAGGAACCGGGUUCAGUAGGGUGCAGUUGGUGGUUCAGUAUUUUCAGUGUGUUGAAGGGUUCACUGAACCGGAAGUGGUGAGGAAACUACCUGAUGGCAAAAAACCGGAUAUUAGUUCGGGUUUUGAUUGGAUUAAAGGGGUAUUUGGAUUGUUGUCUGGUUCGGAUCCUUUUUAUGCUGUUAUAGCUUACAAGAAUUUUAAGCCGAUUUAUGAAUGA
Lactuca virosa is the source of this 834-nucleotide messenger RNA. The record is from the annotation of a GenBank genome assembly. NCBI's taxonomy places the organism in Eukaryota, Viridiplantae, Streptophyta, Magnoliopsida, Asterales, Asteraceae.